Messenger RNA from Chenopodium quinoa (quinoa), 1153 nucleotides. Its product is annotated as myb family transcription factor PHL11-like. Gene Ontology annotation, molecular function: DNA-binding transcription factor activity; DNA binding. The transcript has 6 exons. Lineage: Eukaryota; Viridiplantae; Streptophyta; Magnoliopsida; Caryophyllales; Amaranthaceae. The coding region runs from base 42 to 956 and encodes 304 amino acids. The record is from RefSeq and is a predicted model, not a curated record.
AUCGAUCUCAAAUAUUUAUUAGAGAAAGAGAUAGAUAAGAGAUGGAGGGAGGUAUGAGCGGAGUAUACGGCGGUGGAGACGGCGGAAGCUUCCCGUACCACCAUCAUCAAGCGUUAGAAGGCGGUGUUUUGAUGUCGAGGGACCCCAAACCACGUCUACGGUGGACUCCUGAUCUUCAUGAACGUUUUGUUGAUGCUGUUACCAAGCUUGGUGGUCCUGACAAGGCAACUCCUAAGUCAGUGUUGAAGUUGAUGGGAUUAAAAGGGUUGACAUUGUACCAUUUAAAGAGCCAUUUACAGAAAUACAGGCUUGGACAACAGUCUAAGAAGCAAAAUAGUUCUGAAGGGAAAACAGAUUCCACUAAUCCGAGAAAUUCAUACUCAAGAUAUAGCCUUCACUGCUCAGAGGCAAGUACUAGUGGUACAGGCCACGGUUCAUCAAGUGGAAGUUACGAUCUAGGAGAUAUUCCAAUCACGGAGGCACUAAGAAGUCAACUCGAAAUACAGACCAAAUUACAAGAUCAAUUAGAGGUUCAACAAAAAUUACGAACAAGGAUAGAGGCACAAGAAAAGUACUUACAAGCCAUAUUAUGCAAAGCGCAACAAGGCAUUUCUGUUGAUAUGAGUUGCCCUAGUAGUAACAAUAAUAGUUGUAACAAUAAUGAUGAUAAUAAUCUAAGUAAUCAAGAAAGUCUAAUGUUUAGUGAACAUGUUAAUAGUAAGGAGAUGAAAUCAAUUUUUGAUCAAAUUUAUCCUGAUCAUCGUCGGUCCGAAGGCGAUCAUCAAGAUUACAAGGGAGAUUUGUUGAAGAUUAAGCAUGAAGCAGGUGCAUCAGGAAAUUAUUGUUCCUUGCAAUUGAACUUAAACAAUGGUAGUGGUACUAGUAACCAUGGUUAUGACUUUGGUGGUGCACAUGGGGCUGAAUUUGAAGCCAAAUUGCUUGCUUAUAGAAGAUAAUAACAACAAUUUGACCAAAGUUUAGCCUCCUAAUUAUUACUGUACUUUAAUUUGUUAAUGAUGUAUAGGUACAAUUCUAAUUAGAAUUAAAUAUACAAAUGAUUUAAUUUGGAUUUUUUUUAUUAUAUUAUUUCUUCUUUCGACGUUUCUAUAUUUUGUCCAUAAACAUUUAUGAACGAGCAUUUCCAUGCUCAUGU